AUGGACAGCCCUAAGCCCUCAGCUGUCUUCGGAGUUGUGCCCAGGUUUUCCGACCCCCACCUGCGAAAUCGAGCCCUAGCUGGCGAGGAAGAGUCCUUGGAUGAGUGGGCCUCGCGGCUUUGGCACAGAAUCGAUCGAGAUCGGAAUGGGUUCAUCACCAGCAAGGAGCUGGACUGCGAGGAAUUCCACAACAUCGUCCGUGCCGCUGUGGCCCCCGUCACAGGUACCUCUACCGGCGGCGCAACGUACGCCCGAAAGCAGGUGAACAUUGACGCUGCGAUCCAGCUGUGCCUGCGCAAGGCUGACUUGAACAACGACGCUACGCUGUCCUUCCGAGAAUUUCGGUCGCUCAUGCGAUGCCUCCGCAAGCCGAGAAUGGCCCAGCACACUGCGAAUCUGGUUUUCGCGCUUUUUGAUCUGGAUGGCAACGGCUACAUCGGGCGGGAUGAAUUUCAC
Messenger RNA from Symbiodinium pilosum, 456 nucleotides. Lineage: Eukaryota; Dinophyceae; Suessiales; Symbiodiniaceae. The record is from the annotation of a GenBank genome assembly.